AUGGCCAAGAAAGUCUUCAAGACACACUUUCCCUCUGCCCUGCACCAGGGAUGUGCAGACUGGGUGAAUAUGAAAGCUAUCAAUAGUCUGCCCAUUCCAAUGGUCGGAGUCAUGCAAGGUGCCAUUGAGCUUGGGGGCUGGACGAUGGAAAAGAAAGGAGUGGUGGUGCUCGUCUAUAGGGAGAAGUACGGUCUUCUCCCAAUUGAUCUCAAGUCCGGAUAUGUCGGAAAAGUGACCGACCAGAUCCAUUAUGCAAGGGAGAGUGAUGGUUAUAAUAACAAUGUGAAGGAAGGAGAAUUUCCAAAAGACUGCAGUGAAAUCCCACGGUACAAAGACAGUGGUGUCUAUGUCAUACGUCCUACAGGCUUACACCCGCUGAUUGUGUACUGUGACAUGACUACAGAGAGUGGGGGUUGGAUUGUCAUUCAGCGCAAUAGCUUCAACUCAGAGAUAACCUGGGAUGAAUCUUGGACCACUUACAAAUAUGGCUUUGGUAAUGUGAAGAAGGACUACUGGUUGGGCUUGGAGUAUCUCCAUCACAUUACUAAGCAGAAAGUCUAUCAGGUGCGGUUUGUGAUUCUGGAUGAUAAAAAUGAAGAGAAAUAUGCUGAUUACAACUACUUCAGUAUAGAAGAUGAGGUCAAUGGCUACAGAUUGAGACUGGGCAGCUACAGAGGCACUGCAGGAGAUUCCAUGUCUUCAGUUCAGCCAGGAGCCACACAUGAUAACAUGAAGUUCUCAUCAAAGGACAAAGACCAAGAUAUCCACUCUUCUAACUGUGCAUCCAGCAAUGCUGGUGCAUGGUGGUAUGCUGCCUGCCUAGCUUCCAAGCUCAACAACAAAAAUGGUAUUCAAUGGUAUGGACUGUGUGCUGGUACUUGUAAAGGAUCCACAAUAAUGAUCCGUCCAGCUGAUUACUGCAUAUAUUAA
Bufo gargarizans (Asiatic toad) is the source of this 930-nucleotide messenger RNA. RefSeq names its product fibrinogen-like protein 1-like protein. The transcript is spliced from 4 exons. The record is from RefSeq and is a predicted model, not a curated record. Lineage: Eukaryota; Metazoa; Chordata; Amphibia; Anura; Bufonidae. The coding region runs from base 1 to 930 and encodes 309 amino acids.